Messenger RNA from Hippocampus zosterae (dwarf seahorse), 4745 nucleotides. Its product is annotated as espin-like protein. The transcript has a single exon. NCBI's taxonomy places the organism in Eukaryota, Metazoa, Chordata, Actinopteri, Syngnathiformes, Syngnathidae. Gene Ontology annotation, cellular component: cytoplasm. The coding region runs from base 1135 to 2919 and encodes 594 amino acids. Gene Ontology annotation, biological process: actin filament bundle assembly. Gene Ontology annotation, molecular function: actin filament binding. The record is from RefSeq and is a predicted model, not a curated record.
UUGAACAGAACUAGCAUUAGCGGUAGCAACGGUUUUGCUCGCCGUGGUCAAGUCAUUGACACUGGGGUGGGGGGGUGGGGGGUGGGGGGUGAUCAUCACAUGACAAACAAAUAGAGAAGGCCUGCUGAAGAAAUGUAUCCUCAAUUGAAGCAUGUUUUUUUUCUGCUUCAAUACUGUAUCAUUACAGGUUAACUGUUCAACAAUGCUAAAAACAGUUAUGGUUCUGAAUUGACAUUUCCCCAAAAGAUUCAAAUUCAGGGUUUUUUGGGGGGUGGUUUGUGCAUGAACUGGCUUGCACUCUCUUAGUUUGAUUGCUCCGAGUGUUUCUUAUUUCUUCAGGAUAAUGCUGCAUGUUUUGCAUACGUUAGUCGCUAGUUUUGAGUCUUUGGAGUGACGUGAAGAUUCGGCUCUACGGCCUGAUCACAGCAACAAAACACUUCUGGACGAAUAGAUUUCAAAGAGUGAUGAUGGAGUGUUUUGUGCUUUCAAGUCGAUCCGGCACAUGCGGAUUCAGUGGUGUGAUGUCAAGCCCGUUCACACUGCAGUUGAAGCAAUCGCAUUUCGCCAAACACUUAACGGACUCAAAGUGCAUUUGAAACAUCCAACCCCCUGUGGAGAAAUACGUGACCCAACUUUUGAUGCAUGUCGUUGUUUGCGGAAAAGUGACGUGGCCGGCAAUGCUUUGACCACACCUUAUUGAGAGGUUGUCAUCUCCGUUGCACUACCAACCACCAAGGCAGGGGAUUUAUUUUUAUUUGUUUUCAAUAUCACGGGCGGGUGUCACUGUUGCAUUAAUUCCGGGCUUCAGCGGUGAUCAUUCUGACGCGUCCGUCAAGUAUCCUCAAAUCAGCUAAAUUCUAAACAGGUGACAUAUGCAAAUGUACAUAACAAAUGCAAAGGCUGACUUAAAGACGAGGCAGUGCCAUUGCACCACUAAAUCCAUGUCGAGCCAGCGUGUCCUCAAGGAUGUGCAAUGAACUCUCUGCUGAAGAGUCCAUCUCCCUCCUCUCCAUUUUCUUGUCUCUCGGUCUCCUCUGACCUCUGAUUUAGUUUGCGGCGAGUGGGCACUACCGUCCUCAGGAAUGGCACUACUCCCGCCUCCACAAUGCUCUUUUGGGACCCUUUGGGGAACUGAUGACCGAGGGCGAUCUCAACCGCAUUGAGAAGCAAAUUGAGAACCUGCAGGUGAUGCACAAGGUCUCAGAAGUUGAGAAGGAGCUGGAAGAACUCGAGCGGGAACUGCAUCAGCUUCUACCCGUUUCGGCAGCGCUCACUCAAGGACAUUUUUCAGUCCAUCCAAAGCAGGUGCACGGCCAAGCUGAAGAUCUCCCAGCCUGGUGUAGCAAAAUUUCGACCUUGCUCAAGAGCAUGGCCAUCCUCCUCGCCACGCUGGGGGGCAAAGAGAUUGACAUUCUGGAACUUGUAAGCCCCGCAGGUUCUCAAAAAGGGACAAAGAACGCAGCUGCAACUCAUCCAGAUCCGGUAUCUGCGGUAUUGAUCGGGCGCUCUCAGUCUUUCUCGACGAAAGAAGAGGUCGAGAAGGAGAUGAGGCAGUUUGGUGUAUCGGUGAGGAACCUCAAGGCGAAUUAUGAAAUUCCGUCGCAGUCUGCAAGUAGCAGAGAAACGAGGGUGUACAAACGCCAGAGCUCACUCCCAGUUGCGAGUAAAUCUCAGGAAAAUCUGGAAACGCUUUGUCAGGAUGACGCAGGUUCUCCCGUUGACUGGCCUCAGUCCCGCACUAACCGCUCUCUGCCUUCAAAGGAGGAAUCGGUCUUGAAACUUGUUGAGGGGCCAGUAAUCGGGGCAUCUUAUGCAACCACCGAGAUACCGAUUGAAGAGUUUAACCAGAUCCUUUCUGCGGACCCCUUUUUAAACCACCGCCACCAAACAAGAAGUUUGGAGGUGCAGACAGAUCUCAGCUACGUUCAGGAAUGCAUCGAAACAAGAAAAGAGAGGAUCGUCUUCCUGUUUCUUGAACACUGGCGCAAGUACACCAUCUCGGAAUCGGUCAGAAGAGGGACCCAUCUGGACUUGAGCUGGGAAAACGGCGAGGAUGACAAGCUCCUCCUUUUCAUGAAGUCCAAGCAGGUGGUGGGGAAACUGAUCGGCCACUGGAGGACCAUCAUGAGCCAGGUGCCCAGUCGCCAAAUCCGCAGGCUGAGUCGAACCCAGAUGAUCUACUGGCCGGAACACUUCUUGCCACACAUCGACGGCUCGCCCGUGAGCUACGAAAGCCUGACGCUUGAUCUUUUCAUGCUUGGAUACUUCCAGCUGCUGGAAAUGAACUUGUCGCGCGACGAGCGUAAAUUCCGCCACCUCCUGUGCUACGAGAUGUUCGAUCGUCUCGGUCGGCAUCGCUGGGAGAUCAUAAAGCAGUUUCACAAGGAGGUCCUGGGGCAAGUCGAAAGAGGAAAGAGAGACUGGGCGGAUGGUUUUGAGGACGUCAAGCUCAAGUACUUUGGCGAUGCGGAUGACGAGGGAGGCGUGAUGUCGGCCUCUCUGCAUUCCGCGUCUCCUGAGGUGGCCCGCAGUCCCAUGGAGGAGUCCCAUCCGCCGCCGCCUUGUCAUCCUCCGCCCCCUCCGCCUCCAAACGCAAGUCCCAGUCCGACGUGUGCUCCUCCAUUAGAUCCGCGCUUUGCCGCGGCCCCGGAUGGUGCACUGGACACCGGUGGAUGUGCGUCAAUUAAAAACCUCAAGAGACUUCAGGAGACGACUGGAAGCCAUGAAGUCGCUGCAGUCGAGGGUGCGGCUGUUAAGACCACCGCAGAACCGCUUCAUAAAACUCCAAGUCGAGAAAAACUCGAUUCCAUUCAAGUGAUCUAUGAACUCAAGGAGUUCAGUAAUGAGGAGAUCAUUCGGUACAUUGAUCGAAGCUUCGCCUUCUGGAAGGAAAAGGAGGCGGAGCUUUUUGCCAUCUGACACGUCUUUUGACUAACACAUCCGCAUUCCAGCAGACGGAAAAUGCGUGAUCAGUCGAAUGAUCGUGCACUUUUUAGUCAGUUGAGAAAAGAAAGCAAUUGGUUGUUUGCUUUAGGCCGCGUCACAUGAGGUACUUGGAGUAAGAGAGGCACAGGGCGACCUCUCAGCUGUACUGGACGAAAAGAAAUUCCAUGGUGUCAAAAGUCACAAAGGUUUAAGCACGCAUUGGGAAUGUCUUCCAUAAAGAAGGGAUAAAACAGAAGAAAUGGUACCUGUGCGAAAAGUUUUGAUUUGCCGUACACGUGCUUGCUUUAGAUCAGCGGUCCUCAAACUUUUUUGCCCCCUGAACUGUUUUAAUGUCAGACAAUAUUUUCAGGGACCGGCCUUUAAAUACAACAAAAUAUCAUAUGACCUGCAUAAAAGCUGUUGGUAUUUUAUAAACGUAGUAAUAAACAUGAAUCGUGACACGAGGACACGUCCUAUCUGCUUGCUAUGUUAACAUUUAAAUGUGCCUUCAAAAUAAGAUGCAUGGCAAAUACAAAGUGCAUGAAAAAUACGACUCACCAUCGCCGCAUAUUACGCAGGGUGGGCUUGGUGCGUGGGAAUAUCCCGUUAAGAUAAAUCCGUAUUUUAAAUCGGACUCCUGAUACUGUCUAUUAAAUGUCACCUUCUUUUUCUUGGAAGUCGUCGGCUCCUCUUCUGUCUGCCCAAAGAAACUUUCCAAAGACGUUUUUUUUUUUUAACUCAUUUUGCUAGCCCCCGGGUUUCAUUUCACGUGACUGAGAAGAACGCCUUCACCUGCGUCAAGCGUGACAUACUGUAGACCACAGGUGUCAAAGUCAAGGCCCGGGGGACAAAUCCGGCCCCCCAUGUCAUUUUAUGUGGCCCGCGGGAGCAAAUCAUGUGUCAACUUUCAUGAUUCUUGCUGAAAUCUGUACCGAAAUGUCAAAUUGUCAUGGGUAAUAAAUAAUGUUGAGAUUUUGCACCGGCCCACCGAAGGAAGCCAUAACUCUAAAGUGGCCCGCGACAAGAAAUGACUUUGACACACCUGCUGUAGACGUAUGUAAAAGAUAAUCCAGCAAAUUUUCAAAAUAAAACAUCUUUCAGAUUCUGAAAUGUCUAAAACGAAAGUCAUGUAAGUUAUUUAUUCUUUCUGUGCGGCCCGGUUACCAAAUGAUCGACCGACUGGUACCGGUCUGCGGCCCGGGGACUGGGGACCCUGCUUUAGAUCAUAGCCGUCGAACUUUGGUCCUCCAGGGCCACUAUUCUGCAUGCAAACGAUCAACUCAUCAGCAAGCUGUGGGAAGCCUGAUCAUGAUCCCGAUUGUUUGAAUCGGGUUCGUUGAAGGAGGGAGGCAUCAGAAACGGGCGAGACAGGGGCCCUCGAGAACUGGAGUUUGACACCCGUGCUGGACCUUCGGUGGUCUCUGUAAGGUUGAACAUAGCGGAAUUUGCUUUGUACAACCAAAUUCAAGACAGCAAAUAGCUUCGCGAGUCUGCAACGCAAGAAAGAAAGGUUUCAUCUUAACUCAUUCAGUACCAGCCAAUUCUAAAUCAAGUCUGAAAAGACGUUUAAAAACGUCUUUGGGAGUGAAUGUGUUUUAAAAGCGGUUUGGUUGACAUAACAACAUUUCCAGCUAUUGUGAGUCCUCCCGACGGUUCUCCAGUCACGUAAGGCGAAAAGACAAUGUCAAUCUUUUUUUUUAAUUUUUUAACAGAUUUUAUUUGACAUGUUUGACCGGGGAAUCAUAAUUUAGGUCUUGAACAUGCAGCGACCCUGUUUCCUGUACGAAAUAUCUGACUUGGCAUUAGAAAGUCUUUUUGAG